GUUAAUGAGUGACAGGAAGGGGCGGGCUCAGGGUGACAGGAGCCACACCGGUGUUCAUUGCACUUCUAUUCACUGGACAGGGCCGACUGAUCGGGGACUGGAGUUACUAGUGAAACCCAAGAGGCUGGAAACAUGGCAGAAGAGGGGUCAACUAUAGACAUUGAUGGUAGCAUCAUGGAGGGAGGAGGACAGAUCCUGCGUAUCUGCACUUCUCUGAGCUGCCUUCUUGGAUUACGCGUGCGUGUAAUGAAGAUCCGGGCAGGAAGAAGCACUCCAGGACUCAGGCCACAGCACUUAUCUGGACUAGAGACUGUUCGGGAUUUGUGUUGUGGGCAGUUGGAAAACGCUCAUAUUGGAUCAACAGAGAUCAACUUUGCACCUGGAAGGAUAAAAGGAGGAGCACUGACUGCUGAUACAAAGACAGCUGGAAGUGUGUGCUUGCUGCUUCAAGUCUCACUCCCCUGCGUCCUUUUUGCCGAGUCCCCCUGUGAACUCAUCUUCAAAGGAGGUACAAAUGCUGAGAUGGCACCACAGAUUGACUAUACUACAAUGGUGUUUAAGCCUGUUGCAGAGCAGUUUGGGUUUAAGCUGGAUUGUGACAUUAGGAAAAGGGGUUACUACCCACGUGGAGGAGGGGAAAUACUAGUCAGAGUAUCUCCUAUAAAAUAUUUGAAGCCCAUCAACCUAACAGACAAAGGCACCAUCACAAAGAUCUAUGGACGGGCCUAUGUGGCUGGAGUUCUUCCCUACAAGAUGGUGAAGGACAUGAUUUCAGCAGCAGUGCGCUGCAUACGACGGGAGUUGAGGGACCUGUAUGUGAACAUUCAAGGUGUCCAAGAGCCUGCAGACAAAGCAGUGGGGAACGGUAGUGGCAUUAUAAUCGUUGCAGAGACUUCCACAGGUUGUAUAUUUGCAGGAUCAUCACUAGGGAAGAAGGGAGUAACUGCAGACCGUGUUGGAGCUGAAGCUGCAGAAAUCCUUCUCCGUAACCUGCGUCAUGGAGGCUGUGUUGAUGAGUAUCUUCAGGACCAGUUGAUUAUUUUCAUGGCUCUGGCAGAUGGAGUCUCUCAGAUUAGGACAGGUCCUCUUACCCUGCAUACGCAAACAGCCAUACACUUCACAGAGCAAUUAACAAAGGCUAAGUUUACAGUGACAAAAUGUGAUGAACCCAACACGGAUAGCAACAUCAUAGAAUGUCAAGGAACCGGCUUGCAGAACAAGAAUGCUUCAUAAAAUCGUUACAGCAAAGGAAAGGAUUCUAAAAGAAGUCUCCGCAGAUUGCAGCAUGGCAUGCAAUAAAGAAAGCAUGACACAUGGGGGCAAUGCAUAGGACUUGGCAUUUUACAGCUUUCCAUUUUUGUUUUCAGUCUGAGAGGUAAUCAGAAAUUUUGUGCGCAUGAAGUUGAGUUUGAAAUGAAUAUUUUAUGACUUGUGACAGUCAAUUGCCAAUGCCAUAAAUAAAUGGAGGUACACAAAUGAUGGCAGGUUGUCAUUUUAUGGGCUUCUUGGCUUACUUGCUGUGACUUGCAUAUCAGAUUUGUAUUUGCCGUCUUUAAAGGAUCAGCCGAAGUGUAAUAAAAUAGCGCAAUCAACCCAA
This is a messenger RNA of Rana temporaria (common frog), 1597 nucleotides long. RefSeq names its product RNA 3'-terminal phosphate cyclase (gene RTCA). Gene Ontology annotation, molecular function: RNA-3'-phosphate cyclase activity. Gene Ontology annotation, biological process: RNA processing. The transcript is spliced from 12 exons. The coding region runs from base 133 to 1233 and encodes 366 amino acids. Gene Ontology annotation, cellular component: nucleus. The record is from RefSeq and is a predicted model, not a curated record. NCBI's taxonomy places the organism in Eukaryota, Metazoa, Chordata, Amphibia, Anura, Ranidae.